UCCUCAAAUAACCACUUCAUUCGUGACUCUCUGACUGUCUACAAAUUACACUGGACAUCCACUAUGUCUGCCACUGCCGCUCCAUUGGGCACAGACCCCAGCCAUGAUCGGCAGAGCGGCAACAUUAAUGGCAUUGGAGAGCCAUUAAGUCCUGAAGGGCCGACAGAUAGUCAUAUUUUAUCUCAGGUCGAACAAGAUGAAAAAGGUCUUUCCCAACAAGCAGGAAUCACCUCAGAUAUCACGGAUCUUGGAUGGAAUCAGCCUUCUCACCAUUUUGACGAGGCCAUUGUCGCUGGAUUGUCGAAUGAAGACCUGUGGAUGCUCAUCAGACGAUUCGAUAAGCAAGUAUAUUGCGUCAAAGCGGCGCCAAAUGCCCCCCUUCAAAAACUUGACUUAACUCGAUCUUGCGAUGAGGAAUUUUCGCCGGAAAAACUAAGAACUACACUGGAGAGGUUUUAUACAACCGUCGUGAUCAGUCUGACAUGUUUCAUCAAGCAAAUUGCUCGCCUCAGAUCUUGGAAAGAAGCUCAACGAACUUCUAUAUUUUGUGCAGUCUACUCUGUGGCCUGGCUUUUGGAUCUUCUCAUCCCAGCAGCCUUUGCAGCUUUGCUUGCCUUGAUUGUUUAUCCUCCCUGUCGACCGAUUCUGUUUCCACCAGCGCCCAUAGCUCUUGUGGAUAAGAGCACUGGCGGGAUCCAGAAACCAAAGGCUGGUGUAUUGGGCUCCCACGAUAGCAUUACUGGCGCACCCGAGAACUUCAAAGGCGAGGCUGCUGAGCAAGAAGCCAGUAACCUUGUAUCCAGUGUCGCAACGGUUGCUGUGGGUAGCGCAGUCGGGAAAAACGACCAGGCUGUUCCAGAAGAUGCGCCCCUGGAAGAUGCCGUGCCGGAUGCUAUGGAUGUCGUUGCCAGUAGCGCAGAUGCUCAAAGUGCUGCAGCUGGAGCGAUACCUGCAGAUUCUCACGACAAGACCAGACAACCUAUGAAAGAGUCUGUAAUGGAUGCCGCUAAUAUGACCAUGCAGGUGAUUAACGACAUCACCGAUACAUAUGAGAAGUUGGGAAAUGCUUUGUCAGGAACACGACCGUUUCCACGACGUGCUCCUCAACUACGCUUAGCUUGUAUCGUUGCACCGUUAUGUCUCAUAUCGACAUUCGUAUCAAGCUACAUGUUCAUGAAAACCACUGGGUUCCUCUUUGGGUUCGCUUUCUUCGGAGAUCCCGUCAUUUGGCGCGCCAUUGCCUAUUUGAACCGAAAAAUUCCCAACUGGCAGAAACUACUGGAGUUGCAAAACUCGGUACUCAAAGGCAUUCCUACAAAUGCCCAGCUUACGCUUACUCUAUUGCGAAUUGGCGAAGCGAAUGCAUCACCUUUACCACCACCUCCAAAGUCCCAGGGCAAGCCCCCCUCUCGUCCGGCCUCACUCUAUCAUGAGGAGCUGACCCUAGAUGCUACGCCAGACGAAAUCACGAAAGCUGCCUCGCCAGAGCCAAAGAAACCAGAAAACACUUCUUCCGCAAUGCCUAAAAAGACCUGGGCAUCCAGAAUGAUCGGGUUCUUUCGUGGAACCACUGCUACUGGAGUGGAGAGUAAAAGAGGCGUCGACAAAGUCCGUGCAAUGGUUGGCUCCUCUCAGGCUGCCAAUCGGCUUGGAGUAUUGCGCCCAAAGGGCAAAGAAAUCUCGCCCAUCGGACCUACUCAAUUUGAAGCAAGAUAUAAAGGAAAGCGCGGAGCCGUUGUUAUUGAUUCCACCAAGGAACCUCCGUUGCUGUACUUUACGACUGACAUUCAGCAUGGCGAUACCAAGAUGGAAAGUCGAAAGAGCGGCUCCGUCCUGUUUACCAUGCCGGUGUCGGACGUCCAAGAGAUGAAGAAGCAGGGUGGGAUGGGCUGGAAGGGCAAAUUGGUUGUUGGAUGGGCCAUAGGAGGCAAGGAAGUUGUUGAUGGACUGCUUAUUGUGGGCAAAGAGCCCGGUCACUCCUAUCAGCUGACGGCUAUGGGAAUGAGGAAUCAGCUUUUCAAUAGGUUAAUUGCCAUCGAUAGUCAGGUUUGGGAGCGCUUUUGA
Molecule: messenger RNA, 2064 nt
Organism: Penicillium verhagenii
Lineage: Eukaryota; Fungi; Ascomycota; Eurotiomycetes; Eurotiales; Aspergillaceae
Product: DUF3292 domain-containing protein
Exons: 4
Source: RefSeq, a predicted model, not a curated record